This is a messenger RNA of Radiomyces spectabilis, 2966 nucleotides long. Its product is annotated as peptidase S8/S53 domain-containing protein. The coding region runs from base 104 to 2809 and encodes 901 amino acids. Gene Ontology annotation, molecular function: serine-type endopeptidase activity; tripeptidyl-peptidase activity. The transcript is spliced from 10 exons. Gene Ontology annotation, biological process: proteolysis. Lineage: Eukaryota; Fungi; Mucoromycota; Mucoromycetes; Mucorales; Radiomycetaceae. The record is from RefSeq and is a predicted model, not a curated record. Gene Ontology annotation, cellular component: cell wall; cytosol; membrane.
UUUCAUUUAUCUCUCCCUUCCUUUUGUUUACUUUCUUUUCCUUCUCUCUUUCUCUCCUCUUUCUAUUUCUACGCUACUCUUCUUUUUCUUUUAUCUUUCAAAAAUGCGUUCCUGGAGCAGUUGGCUAUGCUCCUUGCUGCUACUCGGCACGGCCGUCUCGGCUCUCCGACCAGCAGCUUACGUCGUCGAGUUGUCCACUAAACCACAUGAUUCCAUGUUUUACAAGCGAGACAACAGCAUGAUCGUUCGAUAUACGUACGAUUCGGCCCUGCUUCGAGGUAUGGCGGUUGAAUUUGCCUCCGAAGACGUUGCCAAGCAAGCGUUGCAACAUCAGGACGUUAUCAAUUACUGGCCCAUCACCCCCCGAUCACGACCUGCAGCUGCGACGAAUCACACUGCUACGAACGAUUUACCAUUAAAACUCGCUCACAAAGACGAUGUUGCCACCUUGACAGCCCAAAACAAUGUUUAUAAACAACUUGGUGUCACAGGAAAAUCUAUUCGUAUUGGCAUCAUUGAUUCCGGCGUCGAUUACCGUCAUCCAGCGCUCGGUGGAUGUUUUGGUCCAAAGUGCAAGGUUGCUUUUGGACACGAUUUGGUGGGCAACAAUUAUGAUGGCACACCCAACUCAAUUCAGGAAAGUGAUGAUCCUCUUGACGAUUGCCCUGCCAAUUCAACUGCAGCAACUGGCCAUGGCACGUUUGUCUCUGGUCUCAUCGCAGCACAAGAUAAAAUCUACAACUGGACAGGCGUUGCUCCCGAAGCCAAGCUAGGCAUGUGGAGGUGUGUGUGUGUCUUUUUGUACGUGCAUCUUAGAGUGUUUGGUUGUAACACCGGAAGAACAGGCAAUGAUAUCUUGAUCAAAGCAAUGGAAAUGGCUUUUCAUGCCAACAUGGAUAUUAUCAGCAUUUCGCUGGGCGAUGCCGGAGGUUGGGAAGAAGAUGUUCUGUCCGUCAUCGCCAAUCGCAUGGUCGCACAAGGUCGUCAUGUGGUGGUGGCCAGCGGUAACAGUGGCGGCAGCGGGAUCUUUUUGACGGCGACUCCAGCUACCGGUCGUGAUGUGAUUGCUGUGGGCUCAACGCUCAAUGAUCACACUUCCGCUUAUAUGCUAAGCAUUGAUGAUACGCUGGAUGUUCCCUAUCGAAGCUUUGUCAGUUUAGCUAUUGAUCUGAAUGGUACUUUGCCGAUGGUCGCUUCCAGCCAUAAAUUCAAUGUUACAGACGACGGUUGCAAACCGCUUGGUGACGAUGCCAAAAAUGCCAUUGUACUUAUUCAUAAAGGUGGAUGCAGUACGUCGAGCAAGGUACAACAUGCAGAACAAGCCGGGGCCAAAGCGGUGGUCAUCUACACCGACACGCAUCACACCACCGACGUCGAGGUGAUCUCGGGUGCUAAAGUGCCGGUGGCCUUUAUCAACUCGGUCGAUGGCGAAAAAGUGCAUUCUAUUUUGGUCAAGUCAAAACAUGCCAAAGCCACCUUUACGCACAUCAUGACGGCCGUGCCAGCGCCUCCUCAUGACGUGAAUCGUAUCUCGUCGACUUCUACCCUCGGUCCCACCAAUGAAAUGCAGCUUAAACCGGAACUGGUGGCGGUAGGCGGCAAUGUCUUUUCUACUUUGCCUCACUACAAAAAUUACUACGGUGUCAUGUCUGGUACUUCCUUUUCCGGACCCUUUGUUGCCGGUUGUGUGGCCCUUUUAUUGGAAAAACAUCAUCUGUCCCCCGACGAAAUGAAAACAGUUCUCAUGAACUACGCCAGCCCAGUGCGUCCACUCUUCAAUAGUUUGCCUUACGGUGAUUCACCGGUCCGACAAGGAGCUGGACUCGUGGAUGUGGUUCAAGCUGUGGAAGGAAUGAAGCACUUUAGUGUGACACCUGCCAAAAUCAGCUUUAACGACACCAUGCAUCACAAAUCACAAACAUUGACUAUUCACAACACCGGUGACCACGAGUUUGAGGUGACGCUUAGCCAUGUCCCUUCGCUGACAGUGACAGGCUACAACCAAAAGCAUCCGGAAGAUUUUACACCUACCGAACCUAUUGCCUUUGCUGUCCACAAUAACUCGGUCGCUUCGCUCUCGUUCUCAAAAACACAUGUCACCAUUCCCAAAGGCGGAUCCGUUUCGGUUGAGAUUGAUGCCCAUCCACCCAAAGACAUUGAUCCCAAAUCCCAUCCUAUUUACGGCGGCUACAUUCGCCUGACGAGCAGCGCUUCCAAGGAUAAGAAAAUCACGGCGCACGUUCCUUACAUUGGUAUGUCGGGCAAUAUGAGCUCGCUUCCUAUCCUUGACCGCACUAAAGGAGAUCCCAGCAAGCCAGGCCAUUAUCCUUUCCCAGCGAUUGGGUUUGGUAACGGAACAAUUCUCGCCAACGAUACAGGUUACUUUAAUAUCAGCUCCGAUUUACGUGAUCAACCGGUGGUUCUGGCCCGUCUUCUCACUGGCACAGCUCAGUUGCGCAUGACGGUGUUGCAGGACGGUAAGGCGGUCGGAGAAGUGCCCAAUGAUCCGCUUUCAGAUUACUCGCGGGAAUGGAUGCAACGCAAUACUCUUGCACCUACCAGCAGCUCCGUCGCAUACUAUGCAUGGCCAUGGAAUGGGGUUUACACCACGUCUUUAAACAGUCACGACAAGAAAGCGGUUCAGCCAGGUCAUGUGUAUCAAAUUCGCUUGGAAGCACUUUAUGUAUUUGGUGAUCGCGAUAAAAAGGAAGACUGGGACAUAUGGACAUCUCCAAAGAUGAUUUUCAACGUCCCUCAUCGUCGUUCACGCCAUCAUCAUCGCGCAUCUCGUCAGCAACACUCUGAUUAAUCGAUUGCAUUCUCCUUUACUUUUUUGUUUUUGUUUAUUUUGUACCAUCUGAUGAAUCAAAAGUUUGAUCCAUCAUCCUUAAUAGAUAUCCAAGUUUUGUAUGUGUUCUCUAUCUGACAACCUCUACCCUCCGCUUUUUUUUCCAACUUUCUCCUUC